Daphnia carinata is the source of this 1318-nucleotide messenger RNA. Its product is annotated as mannan endo-1,4-beta-mannosidase-like. Bases 38 to 1174 code for a protein of 378 amino acids. The transcript is spliced from 7 exons. Lineage: Eukaryota; Metazoa; Arthropoda; Branchiopoda; Diplostraca; Daphniidae. The record is from RefSeq and is a predicted model, not a curated record.
UCAUCGUAGAUUGGGUUCGUUUGCAUAUCCGAAAAGAAUGUUCAAACUACUCGGCCUUUUGCUCUGCUGUUGGGCGUCGCUGAGCGCCGGUCGUUUGACGACCAGUGGCCGCGAUAUUUACUACAACGGCCAGAAGGUCUUCCUGUCGGGUGCCAACAUCGCAUGGAACUCUUACGGUUACGAUUUCGGCAAUGGCCAAUACACUGCCAACUCUAAAUCGACUUUGGAAACUUGGCUCACGCAGAUCUCCACUAACGGCGGCAAUUCAAUUCGUAUCUGGUUGCAUGUGGAAGGUGCAAACACACCUGCAUUCGAUAGCAACGGUAUGGUUACGGGUCCCGAUAGUACAGGCACCAUGAUCAACGAUAUGCGUUCGUUCCUUGAUUUUGCACAAUCUAAGGACAUUUUAGUGAUCUUCGUCCUGUGGAACGGAGCUUACCUGAGAGAACAACACACCAUUGAUCUGUUUUGGGACGAUGUUAAACUCCAGAGUUACAUUGAUAACGCACUAAAGCCUAUGGUAAGCGCAUUGGGCGAUCAUCCUGCUCUUGCUGCUUGGGAAAUCAUCAACGAACCGGAAGGAUCCCUUUUCAAUAAUCAAGCCAACGGUAAUCCCUGCUUCGAUACGACACCAUUGAGAAACACCGGUGCUGGCUGGACUAAUCUCUAUAUUCCUAUGCAAAAUAUUUUGAAGUUUAUCAACUGGCAAGCCGAUGGUGUGAAACAAGCCAAUAGUGCUGCGCUAGUCACGUUGGGUUCUUGGUCGGAACAUGCCCAGACAGACACCAAGAGUCAAUCAAGAAACUAUUACACUGAUUCUUGUUUGGUGGCUGGCGGUGGCAGAGCGAAUGGCAAACUGGAUUUCUAUCAGAUGCACACCUACUCCUACAACGGGCAAUGGAAUGCCGACGCUCCAUUCAAAGUAUCUGGAACUUCCUAUGGACUUGACAAGCCUUUGGUUAUUGGAGAAUUUGCUUCGGUCUGCGCCCAAAAUGAAGGAAUUCAGAAUUUGUUCCAGUACGCUUAUGACAACAGUUACCAGGGCGUGUGGUCGUGGCAAUACAACGCUGGAGGAGAAUGCUCCGACACUCAAGCGACGCAAAAUAGUGGCAUGAACAAAUUGAAAGGCCAAAACGGUGCCGCAGGUGCUGUCACUUUCCCUGUCGGAUUCUAGGUGAAACAACAUUUAAUAUUCUGAUUUCAAAAGUAGAAAUUUCAUCUUCUUUAUGACAAUUACUUCCAAACAAAGGUUCUAAUGUUACUAUUCAAACUUGACCUUUUUCCGAGAAUAAAAAAUUGCUCAUUGGUUUGCACAUUA